AUGGCGACCACUUUGGCCGAUCAUAUAUCGCAAGAGAAAAUUGACGAUCACUAUGUUUCCACGCAUCUUCCUCAGAGGAUGGGUAAUGCAGCACCCAUCGCCUAUGGGGGCUACGCCAUCGCUCUUGCAAUCCACGCUGCGUGUAAGACCGUUCCGAGUGGAUUUCACUUGCACUCGGCGUUUGGUCAUUACCUCCGAGCAGUGAGUACUGAGGCCAAAUUAAUAUGCACGCCUGUUCAACUCCGCCAAUCGAAGAGUUUCGUCAGCUUUCGCGUUGCCGUUGAGCAAAAGCACCCGUCCACCGGCAAACGCCUUCUAUGCAUGGAGCUCCUAGCCGAUUUCCACAGAGAUGAGCCGUCGCUGCUCACAUUCUCGGGUCAGCCCACGCGGAGUUACACUCACUGGCGGGACUGUGUACCUUGGGAUCGUCUUAUGGAAGACUGGCUUAAGGCUGGUAAAGUAGCAGAGCCACAGUUCAAAGCCUUCAACACCCUGUUCGGACUCUCCCGAGACCUCUACGAAGGCCGCCCCUGUCCGGAGGGAAUCUCCACUCAGAAUCUCAUGGGGAUGGCCAAGACCGUUGAAACCAGCCAGGAGGCAUUGCCUCCGACGGAAAAGUCAUCGGCUGACUGGAUUCGAGUCAAACACGCCCUGCAGACCGAAGGAGAGCAAAUGGCCAGCUUGGCGUUCAUCAUGGAUGGCGUUUUGUCAUUUUUGCCGUUGACACACAACCACUUGUCUUUCGAGGACGCCGGUGCAUGUUCAAGCUUGGACUUUGCUCUACGUAUCUUUACGCCGCCGAAAAUGAAUGAUUGGCACCUGAGAGAGAUUAUCAAUCACCGUGCUGGCCACGGCCGCACAUAUAGUGAGAGUAAACUGUGGGAUGAGGCAGGGAAUUUGGUGGCUUCGAUGACACAGCAGUCAAUUUUGCGAGUUCCUGCCAAAGCUGCAAACUUGUAA
Molecule: messenger RNA, 960 nt
Organism: Penicillium coprophilum
Lineage: Eukaryota; Fungi; Ascomycota; Eurotiomycetes; Eurotiales; Aspergillaceae
Product: acyl-CoA thioesterase
Exons: 1
Coding region: 1-960 (319 amino acids)
Biological process (GO): acyl-CoA metabolic process; fatty acid catabolic process
Cellular component (GO): peroxisomal matrix
Molecular function (GO): fatty acyl-CoA hydrolase activity
Source: RefSeq, a predicted model, not a curated record